AUGACAGCUCCCCUGUGCUGCGGACGGACCCAUCCCAAAGAUGGCCCCAGAAAGUUCAAAUUCAGCCUCGCCCGUGAGCUGAACCAGGCUGAGGUGUGGGUGGUGGUGGUGGAGGACCGGCCACGUCUACUCGACCGUGUGGUUUGGGGGAAGAACUUUGCACCCAUGCAGCUCUCUACCUCCUUGACCAACGCCUCCUCCUCCUCCUCCUCCUAUUAUUUGGGUGCGGGUCAGGACCCUCCGCUGUCUCGCACCGGCUUCAUCAUUCUCUCCAUCGUCAUGGCCGUCUUCACGGGCCCGGCCAUCGUGCUCAACGCCACAGUGAUAGCCGUGUCUCUCACGUACAAGCAGCUGAGGCAGCCGCUCAACUGCGCCCUGGUGAACAUGGCUGUGGCCGACCUGGGGACGGCGCUCACGGGCGGGGUGCUCGCUGUGGUCUCCAGCGCGCCUCUCUGUUCGUCUGGCGUGGUGCUCGACCCUGCGUGCUUCGCUGACUUCUGUCUGUGUGCAGGCAUCGCGUCUCUGUGCACGGUUGCUGCGAUCGCGGUGGAGAGGAUGUUUGUCGUGUGCAAGCCUCUGGGGGCUAUCUCCUUCCGGCGGAAGCACGCGGCUGGGGGCGUGGCUCUGUCCUGGCUGUGGUCCCUUACGUGGAACCUGCCUCCGCUGUUCGGCUGGGGCAGAUACGAACUCGAGGGCGUGGGGACAUCUUGUGCGCCCGACUGGCACAACCGAGACCCGAGAAACGUCUCCUACAUCCUGUGCUACCUGGCCCUGUGCUUCACCGUCCCGUUUGUCAUCAUCGUGCUGUCCUAUGCCAAGUUAAUGUGGACCUUACACCGGGUGUCUAAGCUGGUCUGUCUGGAGGGGGGUGCAGCAGCCAAAGCAGAGCUGAAGGUAGCUCGCAUGGUGAUUCUCAUGGUACUGGCAUUUUUGGUCAGCUGGUUGCCUUAUGCUAGCCUCGCCAUGCUCGUGGCCUACGACCCUGAUGUGCAGAUACAUCCCCUGGUUGGAGUGCCUGUAUACCUGGCCAAGAGCAGCACCGCUUACAACCCCAUCAUCUACAUCUUCUUCAAUAAACAGUUUCGUAACUACGCGGUGCCCUUUCUGCUGUGUGGGAGGAAGUCCGGGACGGACGACGAGACGUCAGAGACCCAAACAACAGUUGAGUCCGCAAACAACAGUGUUCCCCUCCUGAAAUGA
Molecule: messenger RNA, 1200 nt
Organism: Lampris incognitus (smalleye Pacific opah)
Lineage: Eukaryota; Metazoa; Chordata; Actinopteri; Lampriformes; Lampridae
Product: parapinopsin-like
Biological process (GO): visual perception; G protein-coupled receptor signaling pathway
Cellular component (GO): photoreceptor outer segment; membrane
Molecular function (GO): G protein-coupled receptor activity
Source: RefSeq, a predicted model, not a curated record